AGAUAAACGGCAUCGUGGCCUGCCAUUAUAGACCAGGAAACUCAUUGACGGCAAGCCCAUGGGAAAGUAGCUCGAGCCAUGCAAGACAGUGUCGACCUUAUUGGACGUGAGGUGGAGCGCCUCAUUACAGCCCCAUAUGCGCCCUCCCUCCAGGAUCUUUAUGACUUGGCUCAACAUACAUCUUCUGCAUCGCUCCACUCUUGGGCAUCCCAUAAAUCGUGCCAAGUGGGGGCUCUAGUUGAUGCUCUAGUAGACGGACUGUCUCGUUCCAGCCGCGCGUUGCAUUUGAUUGGUACCUUUGCAUCACUAUCCACUUUUCGCGAUGGUUUACUGGAGCGCUAUCCAUGCCUCUUCGACCAGUUUCUUCAAAAGGCUAUUGAGGAUGAUGGAGCUGAGUAUAUACUCGUGUGCACUGUGAUCUUAUCGUCUCCUCUUCCGGCUGAUUUCACUCCACCUGCGCGUCUUGCACCUUUCUUAAUGAAAUUAAUCGGUACAAUGGGAGACAACCCAUGUGCGGAAAGAAUCCUCCCCAUCUACAAGAUCAUGACUGGCUUGCAGGCAUCGCCAAGGAUUCUCCACAGCAUCCCCUUGGAAAUCAUGUCUAGCCUUCAAACGGAGCUCACAAGAACGUUGCGCAAUCUGGACGAUCAUAUGGGGAAUCUUCUCUGCCUCGCUACAUUUGCCCGUAUUGCAUCUUCUCAAAAGGCAUAUACAGGGGAUGAGUGCGGACAGCAGGUUCCAGUUUGGUUACAGAAUGUUAAACACUUCUUUGGUGCAAGACGGGGCCUGAAAACUCUGGACCUAGUUGUCCUGCGUGUAAUCCUUGCUUGCUCGACCAGUUGCAAAAGCCUGAUAGCUGAUCAAGCUGCCGAAAGCAUCAAACUAGGAACAGAGAUUUCCGCGACCGUUGAGAAGGCUCAGAAGGUGUCUUGGAUUCAGGCCAACUCGUCCAAGAUUGCCAAGCUUUGCGAGAAAGUAACGAAAGGCAGUAUUGAUCCUGACGUGCAAAUCCUGGGUAUCACAUUCUUAAUCUCCCUCCUGCCAGCUGCUGCCGUACCAUCCGGUUUACCUGAGGUUACUUUGCACUGGCUCUUGUCGGAGAAUAGCACACGCGUCCUGGCGGUGUUACCACAGGAGUAUAUCUCACGACUUGCAGAGGCAAAUAUCCUCUGCCCAGGGCAGUCUGCGAUAUGUAGAAUUAUGGAUUACGUGAUUGCCGCAUUGAACCCGAAGCGUUCUGCAGACACUGAAAAUGCGGACACUAUCCAAGUGGCACGAUCACUUGUGGUCGGGUUGCAAAAUGUGAUCUCACAAGGUUUCAGUUCUACAGAAGCAGAAGCUAUUUUGACACGUCUUAAGGGAUCUAUCGGUGAACUAAUCGAAAGCUUCCCAAGACGACCUCAUUUACCCUCGUGCCAUGGUUCCACUAUAUGCUAUACGUCCAUUUCGGAAUCGGAAAAUGAGUUGCUUCAUAAGUUAUUCUCACUGUAUUUCCAGGCUUCUCUUUCGUCAAGCCCAGACCAAGAAACUUCUUGUACGGCUCACACUAAUUCAUUCCGGGUGUUUAUGACUAAAUCUAGAAAGUCUAUGUUGCACAAUCGCUGCUCAUUUUCCGAUAUCAAGCCACUCGAUCUUCGAGAAACUUUCUCAUCGCUGACGAUCCGGGAUAAGCGUCCUAGUUCAAGAACUGAUUGGAGAGCUGGAUUGACUGAAAUGAUCAUGGUAGGCGCACGCAUGUCUCACGACAACAUGAUGCAAAAGGUUGAGGAGAUAUGUUACGAUCUGGAGCGUCGUUGUGGUAGUAUCGAGGCUCCACUAAAAGCGGUCGAAGAAGAGCGACACAAGAUCUCGCUCGAGGCAGAGGAAGUGAAACGCCACAAUAGCGAGUUGGAGUCACAGUUACAGCGAGCAUCUGGCACAGUUGCUGAGCUUCAACAAAGCAUGUCUCAUCUUGAGGUCCAUGCUGAAGCUGCAUCCGCUCGCAUUGAGGAGUUAACAGCAGGCCUUGAUGCGGCACAAAGUCAACUAGAAGAUCAGCGGCGUGACUCCCAGGAGGCUGCCAACCGGGACCGGGAGAACGCAAGAACUAGGGAGCUAGACUUAAUUGCUUCUGUGGCCGAGAAAGAAGAGCAGCUAGAACAGCUACAGGAAGAAGUCCUUCGACAGAAGGAAGAGAACGGUCAACUCCGGCAGGCACUUGACACUAUCUCAAAUGAGAGAGAUGUCGCCAUCGAUCUUAAUGCUAUAUUGGAACAGGACAUAUCGAAGCUUCGUGAAUGUGCAAAGGAAAAUCAGUUGCUCUUAACAAGAAAGGACGAGGAGAUUGACCGACUACUAGCCGCUAAGGAAGAUAUAGAAGCCUUGAUGGAAACCUUACAGGGCAAGUUAAACGAAGAGGUUUCGGAAUCCGAUAAUACCAGAUGCGCCCUGCGCGAAGCGGAAGUGAAUUUCAAAACAGAGAUGGCUACACUUAGAGAGCAUUUCGAGCUGCAGUUGUCUGAAAAUUCUGCAGAGUGCGCAAAACAGAAAGAGGAGAUUGUAUCUUUACAAGCUAUCAUGCAUGCUGCCGCCUCUACUGCCAGUAAGGAGCUGCAAACAAAAGAAAAGAGGCUGCAGUAUUUGGAGAAGAAGGUCCAACUUCUACGGGACGAGCGAGCAGCUAAAGCGCGUGAAUUUUCAGAAGCCCAGCAACACAUCAGCCGACUGAUGACAGUAAUGGGCUGGAAGCCAGACUCUGAAAAUACGAAAACAUCAGGCAAACAACCGCGGCCCAGACCAACAUUGGGGCCGUCGCAAGCGGCAACGAUACAGCGGCAGACGCGUUCAGGGGAUGAACAUUCACAGCAAGCCGAUGAGAUUCUUGCCGCGUCCUUCGAAUCUGAUACGUCUCAUCUUGGCGAGCGUAGUCCGAAGAGGUCUAGGAAUACCGCUUUCCCCGUCGCUGAAUUACCUGUAGGUCCCCAUGGUGUUACAGACAAGAAAUCGAGACAUUCGGUUUGCCGGAGAGGUAGUACAAGACAGCAACGCGAGCGAAUGGCGCUCGGGGACACGGAUCAAAAUAGCCAGCCCAGUUCCCAAGAAAGCAGGAAAUCGAACUCCCUCCAACGACGGGGUUCUUUCAAAGACGGCCAACAUUAUAAUGCUACUAACAAGAACCGUCUCCAGGAUAUAGACCUAGAUAUGGACCUUGAGCUCUCCAAGGAUUUCAUUUUCACCAGUACUUCUCUUUCCCAGGCGAAUGAUGAAGGCAACCCUUCGCCAGGGACCCAGUGUUGA
Molecule: messenger RNA, 3276 nt
Organism: Aspergillus alliaceus
Lineage: Eukaryota; Fungi; Ascomycota; Eurotiomycetes; Eurotiales; Aspergillaceae
Exons: 9
Coding region: 79-3276 (1065 amino acids)
Biological process (GO): peptidyl-threonine phosphorylation; actomyosin structure organization
Cellular component (GO): cytoskeleton; cytoplasm
Molecular function (GO): protein serine/threonine kinase activity
Source: RefSeq, a predicted model, not a curated record